UUUGUUGACAGUUAGCUAGCAUGCGAAAACAGUUCACACGUAUAAUUUACACUUAUUAUUAAUUCCUACAUUUAAUUCAGAAUAUGUCUCUCAAAGAGUCCCUAAAUUAAAUACAAAAUUAGUGGCGACACACCCACCCUGUUUCAAUAUUAGCAAUAGUUAGCGAGCAUGCUAGCCGGCUAUAUGUCUAGCUAGCCAUGUUAGUUGGGGAGAAUCCUGAAUAGCUUUGUGUUCCCUCUUUAUGUGCACUACGUCUAGUGAGAAAUAAUUGCCUUUGCCCUCGAUGUAGUGGACUGCGUGUUUAAGAGGGACCGGAUUUAAUAUUUAGCCCAGGUUGUCUGCUGUAGUUAGAGUCAGACUGUGUGUGGAUUGUGAUUAUGAGCAGAUGUGUUUGUUAUGCUUUUACUGGUUUUGAAUAACGUCUGCGUCAUGGACACUGAAGGGAUCGUGAUCCGUAUAAAGACACCGGUGGGGGACAUGGACUCAUCGGUGGACUGUCCAUCACUUUUGAGCUUCAACGAAUUACUGCUCGCAAUUAAAGACGUGAUGCCUGAAGCGACCAUUACUGCGUUUGAAUAUGAGGAUGAGGUUGGUGACAGGAUCACAGUUCGGAGUGAUGAAGAACUGAAGGCCAUGCUGUCAUAUUACUGUAAUACAGUGAUGGAACAGCGGAUUAAUGGACUCCUACCUGAGCCCCUACAAAUCUUUCCUCGAGCUGGGAAGACUCCUGGGAACCGGAACAUCUACAGCCUCAAGGUGACCACACGCCCUGGCUCUUCCAGUAGUCGCGGAUCAUCUCCUGCCGAGUCUCUGUCCAGUAACAGUUUAAAGAAAUCGUCAGCAGAGCUGAAAAAGAUACUGACCAAUGGCCAGAUAAAUGAACAAGACAUCCAGUACCAGGAGCAGCUUGGCCAUGGAAAUGGGGGAACGGUAUACAAAGCAUACCAUCUCGUGGGGAAGAGGGUUCUAGCAGUGAAGGUCAUUCCUCUUGACAUCACAGUGGAACUUCAGAAACAGAUCAUGUCUGAGCUGGAGAUCCUUUACAAGUGUGACUCGCCAUACAUUAUAAAGUUCUACAGUGCUUUCUUUGUGGAGAACCGAAUAUCUAUAUGCACGGAGUUUAUGGAUGGUGGGUCUCUUGAUGUUUACAGGAAGAUUCCAGAGCACGUCCUGGGCCGGAUUGCUGUGGCAGUGGUGAAAGGAUUGACAUAUUUGUGGAGCCUGAAGAUUUUACACAGAGAUGUGAAGCCUUCCAACAUGCUUGUGAACACCAGUGGCCAAGUAAAACUGUGUGACUUUGGAGUCAGUACACAACUGGUAAACUCUAUCGCCAAAACCUACGUUGGAACCAACGCAUACAUGGCGCCAGAACGAAUAUCAGGGGAACAAUAUGGAAUUCAUUCAGAUGUAUGGAGUUUAGGAAUCUCAUUCAUGGAGCUUGCUCUUGGCCAUUUCCCCUAUCCACAGAUUCAGAAAAACCAAGGUUCCUUAAUGCCUCUCCAGUUAUUGCAGUGCAUCGUUGAUGAGGAUCCUCCUGUGCUUCCAGUUGGUCAGUUCAGUGAAAAAUUUGUGCACUUUAUAACACAGAGCAUGAAAAAACAGCCAAAAGAACGUCCAGCGCCCAAUAACCUUAUGGAUCAUCCAUUUAUCACGCAAUACGAUGAUGGGAACACGGAGGUAGUAUCCAUGUGGGUGUGUAGAUGCUUGGAGGACCGCAAAUCUCAGCAAGCUCAGGGGCUAAUGUAAGGAGCCGGGACACAACAAGGAGCUGUUUUUUCUUUUUCUUUUUUGUUUUUCUUUUCUAUAAAGUGCCACUGAGGGUACAGAGGUUUCCUGGCUGAACUUACUUGACUUGAAGGAGACCACCCAUAAACAGACUCCAGAGUGCUUAUGGACCCUUUUUUUUGUUUUUUGUUUGUUUUUUUCCUACGGAUCUAAUAACUCGAGAUCAGUGUUUUGUUUUUUGUUUUGUUUUAUAUAUUUGUUUCUGAACGCUUGUGGAAAUUGCAGUAUAAAUUGUUCAGGCUUAUGACUCUCUAUCAUUUCCAUAGCAGAUGGACCAUGAAGCAAAAGCUUUUUAAUAGGGUUCUUUCAGGAUAAACUAGAAGACCUUGUAAUGCAGAGUAAACGUUUUUGCGUUUCGAUCCCUACAGGGAGGGGAGGGAGGGAGGCGGCUUUGGGCUUCUGAUCAAAAAAAAAAAAAAAAAAAAAGGUUUUGAGGUAAAAUCCCUGUAUCUCCACGCUGCCGCUGAUUGGGUCCUUGAGCUAGACCUUAAUCGUUAUCUGCAAAGAUGUAUCCUGUUGCGAUUGUAUGUAGCUUUGGACAAAAGCAGCAGCCAAAUGAACGAGAGAGUUGGUUUUUUUUUUUUUUUUUUUUUGCAGAAAGAAAACUCGCAUUUAUUAACCCAGGAGUGUAUUGCAUGCGGCACAUCGCUCUUAAAUUGUUGGGCGACACAUUUACGGUGUUCGUCUUCAGUAGAUGUUUUUUCAGUCUGGGGCUUUUUUUUUUUUUUUUUUUUUUUUUUUUACGAUUCCUUUAUUUAUGUUUCAGGGAAUCUAUUCAGAUAUAUUAAAUAUAUCGCAAAAAUUUCAACAGGCACAAAACAAAAAAAAAACCAAUAGUUCGUAUUUCUUUCACGAUUGUACAUGUUAUCCCUGACCUCUUUAAUCAGCACUAACCUAGGCAUUUUUAGCACUGCCGUGUUUUGUGCGUUUUCCUUAAGAGUUAGAGAACAUGGAAAAGCUCUUGCGAUGUAUAAACCACAAAACCACAGAGUUUUUCAUUCAUUUCAAUCAUACAUUUACUCCGGUGUGUGCAUUGAGUUAUUCCAGCCACAUGUUUAACCUCCUGAGCACAUAAAUAUAGGUCUUAAAUCUAAUCGUUUUAACUUGACUGACCCCACUUAUCUAUUAGAUAUAUUUAAUUCAAAUCAGCAUCAUCCUCCCUCUCCACUACAGCAUGUAAUCAUUCCACAGCAGGGAGUAAAUAAUUUUUGCUCACUAUUCUAUUAACCACUGACAGCUGCCGACUAACAUGCCUCAUAUGUUACAGCUGCAUCAACCCACCACAUCUGCCUACUACUACUACAAUACUCCAUGGGCCACUUAAAGACGUUUUUAUGCCGUCAUGCACUUAUUGUACUGCUGUGUUUUUUAUACAGCGUUACGUUAUAAAACGAAGCAGUCCUGUAGGCUCAUAUUUUGCACCCUGCAUUACUUUAAGUAACUCCUGGUGGGAUUCCAAUGAAGAAAGUGAAAAACACAAGGUGGCGUUCAAGACAAACCAGGACUUUUGAUUGUGCAGAGUAGUAGAACACAGUUUUGAAAGUAAAAACUAGCUUUAUUUCUCUCUAAUCCCCUGCUAGACUAAUGCAUUCAUCCCAGCAUUUCACUUGUGCUUAGAUACCAUCAGGGUAGAAAGUUUUCUCAGUAUACCAGAGCCAUGAUCGGAUGCCUGCUUCAUCUCUGAAGCGCUGGCCUUUCAGGAAAUCCUUUAAUGUAAAAAAAAAAUAGCCUGGUUUUCAAAGACAGUGAACAAACUUGUACUGUCCACCGCACCACUUGCGCGUUACAGAAACUUUUCACCUCUCUUACAGUCCUGACAUUGCUUCAAGCCAUUUCCAAGGAAUUCCAGCGUUCUCAGGUAGUCUGAUCAUGGCUCCGGUGUAUUGAGAAAGCUUUCUACUUUGACAGGCUCCAAGCACUAUUAAAACACCGCGUUAAGUGCAUUAGUGUAGCGAGGGGCUACAUCUAGAAGUAUGCAUUAUACCCAAAGUUAUAAUACUUGAAGGUGUAAGUUUUUUUUCUUGGUAUGUUACCAAAUUAUCAUCAAGAUAUCUUUAUUAGGUUUUAAAGUUUUUACUUGUUUUUGAACUCAGUUCAAAUGCACUGUUACCUUUCAUCUUUAUUUCUGUCUUUUUGUUUUUAAGAAAUCUGGUGGCACAUGAGGCUGAUUUCACAUUCCUGUGAAAGUUUGCACACCUUCAACUAUUCCUAAGUAAAUUAAACAAUGUGGUGUGUCUCUCACUCUCUCUCUCUCUUUUAAUAUAAGGAAAUGUUCCUCAAGCUAUUAAAGGGCCAUUUUAAUGCGUGUAGUAGAAAAUGCUUUCUGUGAAGAAAUCCAAACGUGUCCCUUAUGCUUCUUUAACUGCGUAUUUAUUUGUCUAAAUCCAUUUGUUGGUGCACAAACAACACAGGUCUGGUCAUUAUUGUGAAAAAUAAUGUGACAUUUCCUUUUCUCUAUUACCUGAAAUGUGUUGGCAUUACUUUAUUCUGGGAAAAUAAUAUCACUAGCAAUACUUUAGGCUUAAUAUAAUGCACAGCGAAGUUUAAAUUGGACUUUUGAUAUUGCUUAUAAUAUAGUUUUUUUAGAUCAGUAUAAAUCAGUUAUUUUAGUACAUUGAAUAUCUAAAUUCAAACAUGAAAAUGUUCAAGAAAGUGAAAAAUAUUUCAGGCUCCCGGACAUUUUGAUGUAAGUUUGUCGGGACUGUGAUACAGUAUUGAAUGACUGAAUGGAUUUCUUGAUUCUGUACUUGGAAUAUAUUCAUACAACAAAUUUUUUUUUCCUUUAUUAUUUUUGCUGGCUUUGUCACAAAAUGUGUAUGGUGUUAAAAUUGCUCGCAUCUGGCCGAAUUUUUCUCUAACAAUUUUACACAUGAUCUUAAGCAAAGUCCUAAAAUUUAUACAACAAAAUAAGGAUUCAUCUUCAGCCAAUGCGUUAUCUUGGUCACGUCUUGGCGGACCAAGAAAGAAUCCAAAUUGGAAUAUACCCUGGAGGAGACGAGUGCUAUUUUCAACAUGACAAUAGACAAUCCCUGUUCCUGUGAAGCAAGAGGAGACUGGAGAACCUUAUGGAAACCCACAAAGACACAAGGACAUGCACAGAAACUUCAUACAGACUGUAACAGAAGCUUGAGAAUGACCUGGAUCUGUGAUCGUCUCAGCAGUCACUCAUUCUUCACUACAGACCUGCCCUUAUAAUAUAUAGGAACAUUCAUGUCAAUGCUGUUGAUUCUUUAUACUGUAGUUUAGUUCAAAAACAGAAUUUAUUUUACUGAGAACCCAUGCGCAGCUGCAGUCAUUUCUAUACAGAGAUGGCAGGCGUCUUUUCCUGCCAAAAUGUUGCCUUGAUUUGGGGGACAAGUGACCGUCCCCCAAACCUGUUUACCUUAAUUCAGCCAUGUUGACUCACUAAUAGUGCUAAAUAUCCGAAUAAAGUUUAAAACCAACUAUAGAUUUUACUGCAAUAUCUUUACAGUAUUGCUACCAAUAAACUUUUAAAUCAGUCUGCUGCACAACACAUUUACAAUAGUACUGUAAAAACUUGCAUAUUAUAAAAUAAAACAAAAUCUUUG
Molecule: messenger RNA, 5354 nt
Organism: Clarias gariepinus (North African catfish)
Lineage: Eukaryota; Metazoa; Chordata; Actinopteri; Siluriformes; Clariidae
Gene: map2k5
Product: mitogen-activated protein kinase kinase 5
Exons: 22
Coding region: 397-1746 (449 amino acids)
Biological process (GO): protein phosphorylation
Molecular function (GO): protein binding; protein kinase activity; ATP binding
Source: RefSeq, a predicted model, not a curated record